AUGGCUGAGGAAACAGCAGCCAUCGUAGAGCCUCCAAUAAUCGACUACAACCAGCCACAGUUGUCCCCAUAUCAAAGUCGGGUAAUCUUACUCACAAUAGGGUCCAAAGAAUAUAGUAUUCAGGAGGAUUUUCUGCGGGUACACGAGCUACUGGAUUACCGAUCAAUUGGCGUGGAAUUAACACUACCAGACGUUGAAGAGGAUAUCGGCCACACUAUCAUCCAUUUCCUGUAUACUGGCAAAUAUGAAACGCUAGGAGCUGAGCCUAUGGAUGGUUUGAAUAUAACCAAGGAGAUGCAAAGGAGCAUUCAAGCAUACUGUGCAGCCAAAAUAUAUGGAUUGACAGGCCUUGAAACACUUGCCAAAGUAAAUAUCAAGCAAUUUAGUGAGUCUUCGUCUAUCUUCGACAUACUACACGGGGCAAGAAGCAUUUUUUCAAAGCUUCCUAAAGGCGAGGCAUGGCUCCCUUGGUAUAUCAACACAAGACUCUCGAUAGAAUAUGAACGAGAUGAGAAUGUUUUCAAAAGUGAAGAGUUUUACGAUCUUUUUGGGGAGAACAAAGAUUUUGACAAGGCUGUCUUUAAGAUGGUUGUUGAUAUAUACUCUUCUCGACUAUCCUCCCUUCGACCCAACGUUAAGCGGGUAAAUGGAACUGGAGCAGAACAUGCCGCUGCUGAGGAGUCCCCAACUGCUGAAGAACUGCUUGCUGAGGAACUGCCUGCUGAAGAAUUGCUUGCCGAGGAACCGCUUGCUGAGGAACCACUUGCCGAAGAUUCACCUGCUGCCAAAGACACUGUGUCCGGCAAGGAAUUUGGGUGGUGUUUCUCAACGGAUUGA
Nannizzia gypsea CBS 118893 is the source of this 837-nucleotide messenger RNA. RefSeq lists its product as hypothetical. The record is from RefSeq and is a predicted model, not a curated record. Bases 1 to 837 code for a protein of 278 amino acids. Lineage: Eukaryota; Fungi; Ascomycota; Eurotiomycetes; Onygenales; Arthrodermataceae. The transcript has 3 exons.